Molecule: messenger RNA, 1944 nt
Organism: Caenorhabditis remanei
Lineage: Eukaryota; Metazoa; Nematoda; Chromadorea; Rhabditida; Rhabditidae
Exons: 13
Coding region: 1-1944 (647 amino acids)
Biological process (GO): synaptic vesicle priming; presynaptic dense core vesicle exocytosis; synaptic transmission, glutamatergic
Cellular component (GO): plasma membrane; presynaptic membrane; terminal bouton
Molecular function (GO): diacylglycerol binding; calmodulin binding; syntaxin-1 binding
Source: RefSeq, a predicted model, not a curated record
AUGUACCGUAAUAGCGUAAAAGAGACCAAGUUGUUCUCGGCAUUGGAGCAACUGGUCGGCGGUGCGUACCCGGGCGGUCCCUCGACCUCCGGGGACGCCGCCACUCCUCAACAAUUACCCCCACACCAACAGUAUGACACGUAUCAACCGGACGACCCUCACGGCGUCUAUGAAGACGUCGGAGGAGACGACAACUAUCCUGACGAUCAACUUUCAGAUGGCAUGAGCAUGAGGUUGCUCUGCAUUACCAACGAAUUCAACUCGUACGUGACGGUAAAAUUGCAAAAUGUGAAGUCGACAACGGUGGCGGUUCGUGGCAAUCUACCGUGCUGGGAACAGGAAUUCAUAUUUGAAACGAAUCGACCGGACGACGGAAUGGUACUCGAGUUGUGGGCGAAAGGUGUUUUAUGGGACAAAUUGAUAGGCGUUCAUUAUAUGCCGUUGUCGGAGGUUAAGUACAGCAACGCCGCCGGCUCCGGUCAAUGGCUCCAAAUGGAUCAUGAACUCGAGACGCGUAACGGACAGACAGUAGGCACCCGCGGACCAACCGGUCAUAACUUGUUGGCUGAUGUGAGAUUCGAGCUGCCGUUUGAUGCGCAAGGCUGCGACGAGGACAUCCAGUCGAAGUUGCUCGCGCUGAACGGACUCAUCGAACACGACCAACUGGUGCCCAACAACCAUCACCGAGCGCCGUUCAAUCAUUCGGGUUUGAGUGAAGACAGUGAUUAUACCUCCGACGUGUCCGUUCCAGUCAACCAUCAUCAACUACAUCCGAACAGUUCGGCGCAUCAGUACGAAUCGCAUCUACACCCACAUCGCAGUCGACAACUGCUGCACACUCGCGAAGGCGCAGCGAGUUAUGAGGACGAAGAAGACGCCUAUCACGCGAGAAAUCAAAACGAAACCGACGUCGUUCACUAUCCAGAAGACGACACUUCCUAUCAUCAGUCCUACUACCACGACGACUACCCGAGUGGAUCCACACAAAUCAAUCAAUACUCCUCCUCCUCCGCCGGCGGCUACCAUCAUCAGGACACGGUGACGCCGGUUCGAGAGUCGUUCGGCGAGUCGGCGCCUCCGACCGUUUCAACGAGUCGUCAGGUUUACGGGUACGCCGCGUCUAGCAGUGAGGAGAGAUAUGACACGCCGAGUGGCCGAAUGCCGAGAGACGAGCCGAUUCUCGAGCAUAGUGAGCCGGAGUACGUCUACGAUCAGAAUGGAUAUCCGGACGAUGAGAAUUACGGGAUUAAUCCGACGUACUCGGAAGAGCACUUCGAUGAGCAACAACCGCAGACAAGCACGGAUUAUAGGAAUGAUUUCAAUGCUAGUUAUCAAAGAGAAUAUUGGAAUGAGAGUGAACCGCUCUCCUACAACAGUCGGCCGCCAAAUGGACACGUCCGAACCGGCACUAGCGCAUGGCGUGAACCGGGAACCUCAUCCCGUCCGACGUCCUCCCAAGCAUGGAACUACACAGAUGACACUCACCAGUAUGAUGAAGUCGAUCGGGGCUCCCGUGUAUCCUUCACACGGACACCAUCAGUAGAUCGAAAUGAACGAAGGAGUGAUAGUGGUGGCGGGUUUUAUGACGAGUUUGGUGAUGGUACCCGACGACCGGACUCUCACCACAACUGGAGGUACGACUCGAUUCAAGAGGAGGAUACGGAGAAAGACAACUGGAAGCAACAUGUGGAAGGAUAUGAGGAAGGGCAUGACGAGACCACACCCAAAGACGCCUCGCCAUCCCGUCCAAAAGACCGUAUCUCCCCGGACACCCACUAUGGUCAGAAAGAGCUUCGAUUCGACGAGCCGCCUCCACCAAUCGUUCGUCAAACAAUUCAAGAGGAGGAGGAAAAACGGAACUAUCAAGAGCUAUGGCACUCGGCGUAUAAGCGAGUCUGUGCAGAUUUGGGAAUUAAGGUUAGUUUUGGUUUAUUGGUCAGAUAA